Molecule: messenger RNA, 393 nt
Organism: Mitosporidium daphniae
Lineage: Eukaryota; Fungi; Microsporidia
Exons: 1
Coding region: 1-393 (130 amino acids)
Source: RefSeq, a predicted model, not a curated record
AUGUCCCAAACAUUUACGGAACACUUUCCGUUGGGCCAAUAUUUGGCAGCUUCUUCUAUUGCGGCAAUAGCUUCUCGGACCGCUUGCCAUCCGUUAGAUACAAUUAAAAUUAACUUCCAGAAAGGCAAAACCAUUAACGCUCGUAUGCAUCCCGCAUUACUAUAUAGGGGAUAUGUCUUCUCAACGAUAAGCACCAUUCCUGCACUCUCCCUUUUUCUUGCAACAUAUGAGCGCAGCAAAUAUUUGCUCGCUUCUUUUGAAACUUCCGAGGACUCUUCGAUGCUUUCCAGAUUUAAGCACCAUAUUUUCUCGGCUGCAAUUGCAGAGGUAUUUUUGCUUGAACUUAUUUUUCGGUUGUCUCUGGGACUCUAUGGACGCCCUCUGAAAUCAUAA